UAACCCCUGUGGCUACUAAACACUGAAAUCUUCAUCCCAAAGCAUGGCAAAGUCUAACAGUCCUCCCAUCAUAAAAUCUCAGAAUUACGCCCACAGUCCAGUCCACCACGCUGUCGUUUUGGCCGAUCACACCACUCUCUCCAGAAUUAUCUCCUCGCUCCCGCGUCUCCCCGAUCCUUCUCUAAUCCAAACCGAAUCCGAUUCCCUCGCGCAGGAAAAAAUCGCUGAUCAGAUCUCCACCCUUCUCGACCGCCGUGACGUUCCUUACCGAGAAACGCCUCUCCACCUCGCCGUACGCCUCAACGACCUCUUCGCCGCCCGUUCCCUCGCCACUGCCGGCGCCGAUGUCUCCCUCCAGAACGCUGCCGGCUGGAAUGCCCUGCAGGAGGCUCUCUGCCGCCGCGCCUCCGACAUUGCGCUUGUCCUACUACGCCUCCACCACCGCAAUGCCUGGUCCAAGUGGCGCCGCCGCCUCCCUCGCGUCAUCUCCGCGCUCCGCCGCAUGCGCGACUUCUACAUGGAGAUUUCCUUCCACUUCGAGAGCUCCGUCAUUCCCUUCGUCGGCAAGAUCGCCCCCUCCGACACCUACAAAAUCUGGAAGCGCGACGGCAACCUCCGAGCCGAUACUUCCCUCGCCGGCUUCGACGGUCUCAAAAUCCAGCGCGCUGACCAGAGCUUCCUCUUCUUCGGAGACGGAGAUCACUCGCAUGAUGUCCCUGCCGGUUCGCUUCUCGUUCUCAACCGGGACGACCGCAAAAUCUUCGAUGCCUUUGAGAACGCAGGCGGACCGAUGAACGAGUCCGAUGUCGCCGGAUUCUGCUCGCAGACGAGUGUGUACCGUCCUGGAAUGGACGUGACGAAGGCAGAGCUUGUAGGCAGAACGAAUUGGCGAAGGCAAGAGAAAACAGAGAGCGUGGGAGAAUGGAAGGCGAAGGUGUACGAAAUGCACAACGUGGUUUUCAGUUUUCGGUCGAGGAAAGUUGCUGGCUGUGAGUCUGACGUGGCAGGGAGUGAACAGGUGCUGCCGUUAGAACUGGACGAAGAUGACGACGGUUUUCUUGUUGCGGAGAAUCCUAAUUUCGGGUUUCCCAUGCCAGACAAGAGAAGACACAGUAGUUUUGUCCGAGAAGAUAGAGAAUGGGUCCCAAUGGGAAGGAAAAGCGUCGACCUAACGUACGGAACUGCCCCACCUCCGCGGAGAUCUUCGGCGAGCGUGACUGUGCCACAGACCAAAGAAAAAGAGUUCGUUAGAAGCUUACGGCCAUCGGUGUGGCUAACGGAGCAGUUUCCGUUGAAGACGGAGGAGCUACUGCCGUUACUCGACAUUCUCGCCAAUAAGGUGAAGGCUGUCAGGAGGCUCAGAGAGAUACUCACUACCACUUUCCCGCCGGGAACUUUCCCCGUUAAGGUGGCUAUACCGGUGGUCCCUACAGUGAGGGUGGUGAUUACUUUCACAAAGUUCGUGGAGCUGCAACCUCUGGAGCAAUUCUACACUCCAUUCAGUAGUCCCAGACAUUUGGUCAGUGGAGAGGAGCAACAGAAGAAAACAGAAAACAGAUGCUCCUCUUCGACCACAUCGUCCGUAGCAUCAAUGUGGCUGAGACGAAGUAGCAGCGUCAAUAAGCAACAGCAACUGCAGCGAUGUUCCUCCUCCAUGACAUUGGAUUCGGACCCUUUUGCUAUUCCUGUGGGAUAUACAUGGACGAGUGUGGAUGAUAAAUCUCGGAAAAUGAAGAAAUCCAAGUCCUUGAGAAAGUCUAAAUAACAAGGAUAGGUGUUUUUAGCGUCCAAUAUGUAGAUAGAUAGAUAUCCUGGGGCAUGGCAUGGGGAUGGUGGUCACAAAGUGCUUAGAAGCUAAAAUAGGUUAGAGCUUCUAAUGGAAUCAUCAUCAUCCAUAAGGUGCUUAGAAGCUAAGGCUUUAUUUGUUUGCUUACAGUUUUGUUUUAUGUCUUCAUUGAAUCAUUACAUGCAUUGAUUCUUUUCUUUCAACUUGUAAAUUGUGCAUAUACAUGGAAGGGCCCAUAGCAGCGCUUUGUCUUUU
Messenger RNA from Vigna angularis (adzuki bean), 2041 nucleotides. RefSeq lists its product as uncharacterized. The record is from RefSeq and is a predicted model, not a curated record. Lineage: Eukaryota; Viridiplantae; Streptophyta; Magnoliopsida; Fabales; Fabaceae. Gene Ontology annotation, cellular component: cytoplasm. The transcript is spliced from 2 exons. Bases 44 to 1765 code for a protein of 573 amino acids. Gene Ontology annotation, molecular function: protein binding.